Messenger RNA from Scophthalmus maximus (turbot), 1774 nucleotides. Its product is annotated as adenosine receptor A1-like. Bases 254 to 1306 code for a protein of 350 amino acids. The record is from RefSeq and is a predicted model, not a curated record. Gene Ontology annotation, molecular function: G protein-coupled adenosine receptor activity. The transcript has 3 exons. Gene Ontology annotation, biological process: G protein-coupled adenosine receptor signaling pathway. Gene Ontology annotation, cellular component: dendrite; membrane; synapse. NCBI's taxonomy places the organism in Eukaryota, Metazoa, Chordata, Actinopteri, Pleuronectiformes, Scophthalmidae.
UGUUGUGUGUGUGUGUGUGCACACAGAAGCGCAUGCAUGCUUGCGUAUAAAAAGCAUCUGCUCAAUGCUUUUUAUGGUCAUUCGAAGCCGAGACCUGAAAGCAGAAAAAGACUUGUCUGAACAAACUCAGGAUUAUGUUGGAUUUUACUCGGCUGUGGAGCUUGUUGCAUCUGUCCACGGCCUCUGAGGAAACCUGCUCAAUCACACUUUGUCACCUCUCCGUCUCCGUCUCCGCUGCCCUCCAGCUCCAGCGAUGGCUGAAUGGAGUUGGCUGGUUUACACGGCAGUCGAAGUGCUGAUUUCCGUGGCCUGUUGCUUCGGCAACAUGUUGGUGGUGUGUUCCGUGUGUGUCGGUAUUCGGGAUUCCCUUCGAGAGCCCACCUUCUGCUUCCUGGUCUCCUUGGCGGUGGCUGACUUCCUUGUGGGUGUGGCUGCUGUGCCCCUGGCCGUGGUGUUGGACGGCUGGGUGAGUCUGACCCCUGACCUGUGCCUGCUCCUCAGCUGUGUCGUGCUCGUGCUGACACAGGCCUCUGUGCUGUCAUUGCUAGCUAUCGCCGUGGACCGAUACCUGCGGUUGCACACACCGCUCAGAUACAAAUCCCUGGCCACACAGAGGCGCACAUGGUUGGCACUGUCUGUUUGCUGGAUCCUCUCCUGUCUACUAGGGUUCACCCCUCUGUUUGGCUGGCACAACUACUCCUCACUAACAUCUAAUUCCACCAAUACUUCUUCCGCUUCCUUCACCUCUCCACCGUGCACCUUCCUCUCUGUUGUUUCUCUCCCCUUCAUGGUCUACUUCAACUUCCUGGGAUGUGUCAUGGCACCCCUGUUGGUCAUGAUGCUCCUCUACAUUCGAAUCUUCUGGAGCCUUCAGGGCCGCCUAAAGGAGGGCUGUCCUCAAGCCCAGGCCUCUCUGCUCAGGGAGAGGAGGCUGGCCUGUUCCCUGGCUCUGGUUCUCAUUUUGUUUGCCUGCUGCUGGAUUCCUCUGCACCUGAUGAACUGUCUGCUGCUGUUUCUCGGCCCGCAAGCUGUCACACGGGGGACACUUUAUACAGGUAUCCUUUUGUCUCAUGCCAACUCAGCCAUCAACCCUGUGGUCUACGCCUACCGCAUCCCAAAGAUCCAGCAGGCCUACAGUCAAAUAUGGAGACGACUUCUGCUCAGGCUAAACUGUUGCCAUGGGGACAAGCAAGUUCAGCGAUCAAUAACGGGCGACCCAGCCAAUCAGAGAGAGAGGUGUGGAUCAGGAGGGAAGACCACACCCUCACAAAAUACCACAGGGUCAUUUUCAGUAAAGUAUGUUUGAGGAUAUUAUACACAACACUCACACAAGACAUUUGCAGGCAGAUGAUGAUUGUUUGAAUUUGUCAAAAUGAAAUCCAUACUGGAAGUGUUUGGUUCGAAUGAAACCCUGCAUACCCCAGUCCGCCAUUGGCGUUCAGCUUUUUAAUCCAUGAUCUGCAAACUUCAUUCUCCUCAAAACUAUCUCCUAUGUCUCCACUAGAGGGUGGCCUACACUCACAAACUCAACAGCUGUUGUCGUACACAAAGCAUCACAACACACAUCGCAUGACGGGGACAGACGAGUUCAAGACCUCAUUCACUGACUUUUGGACAACGGGUUUGAGGCAAGUGUAGCUUUAUUGAGAUGUACAUAUAUUUAAGCAUAGCCAUGUGACAGGUUCAAUCAAUUGAACACUAAUCCUUUGCAGCAGGUAUGUACCCGAUCCUUUUUGUCAUGACGUCGAAGAAUAAACGUGAUACUCGGCCAUGA